Molecule: messenger RNA, 996 nt
Organism: Diaporthe citri
Lineage: Eukaryota; Fungi; Ascomycota; Sordariomycetes; Diaporthales; Diaporthaceae
Exons: 3
Coding region: 1-996 (331 amino acids)
Source: RefSeq, a predicted model, not a curated record
AUGUCGCAAAGUCAACGUCCUGUCAUCGUCCUAGGCUCCGCAAAUGUCGGCGACUCCAAGGUCGACAAACUGGUUAAAUAUGAUACGCCUGACGAGGUGAAGGCCUUUCUCGACACCUUCUAUGAGCAUGGCGGCCGCCACCUUGACACGUCCCGCAACUACUCGCCCAGUGCGCAGGGCUCGUCGGAACCCCGUCUCGGAGCCGCAGGCGCCGGGUCGAGGUUUAAUAUCGACACCAAAAUCCUUGGCGUCCCUGGUGACGGGCCCUUUCACACCGCCCAGCAAGUCAAGUCAAGCAUUGACGCGUCUGUCGCGGACUUGAAGCUCCCGGACGGCGUCAAGAUCGACAUCAUGUAUCUCCAUAUGCCUGAUCGUGACACCUCUUUUGAGGAAACGAUUGAGGCCAUGAAUCAGGCCUAUCAGGAAGGCAAGUUCAAGCGGUUCGGGAUCUCAAACUACACCGCCGACGAGGUCGAACAAAUCGUGGCCAUUUGCAAGGAGAAAGGCUACGUCGCCCCGGCCGUCUACCAGGGGCAAUACAACCCCCUCGUGAGGAGUGGGGAGGACACUCUGUUCCCAGUGCUGAGGAAGCACGGCAUCGCGUUCUACGCAUAUAGCCCCGCCGCGGCAGGUGUCUUCGUGGGGAACCAGAAGACUGCCCAGUCCGGAAGUCGGUUCGACUCUUCGCACCAAGUGGGCAAGCUCUAUGUAGCCAACUACUCCAAGCCCAAGAUCGCAAUUGCUGCGGACAACGCGACGCAAGUGGCAGCCAAGCACGGCAUCAAUGGCCACGCGGCUGCUCUCAGGUGGACCACGUACCAUGGCGUGCUGGACCGUGCAAAGGGUGACGCGGUAAUCAUCGGCGCGUCCAGCACAGCCCAGCUGGCUACGAAUCUGGACAUCAUUGACCAGGGCCCGCUGCCGCAGGAGGUGGUGGAGGUCCUCGACGGUGUCUACGGCCAGCUUGGGGACGAAGUGAUCAAUUAUCAUCUCUGA